Brassica napus (rape) is the source of this 1242-nucleotide messenger RNA. RefSeq lists its product as uncharacterized. The coding region runs from base 1 to 1242 and encodes 413 amino acids. The record is from RefSeq and is a predicted model, not a curated record. The transcript is spliced from 2 exons. Gene Ontology annotation, molecular function: zinc ion binding. NCBI's taxonomy places the organism in Eukaryota, Viridiplantae, Streptophyta, Magnoliopsida, Brassicales, Brassicaceae.
AUGCUGGAGCAGGUGAAUCCUGACACAAUAACUCGUGUGGUUGUGGAUGAGGGCAAAAAAAUUAAGUAUAUGUUUUGGGCUUUGGGAGCUAGCAUAGAAGGAUUCCGCGUGAUAAGAAAAGUCCUCGUUAUGGAUGCAACACACCUGAAGACUGUUUAUGGUGGAGUGUUAUUUAUUGCGACUGCUCAGGAUCCCAAUCAUCACCACUACCCAAUUGCGUUUGGUGUUGCAGAUGGUGAGAAAUAUGAGAGUUGGCUAUGGUUUAUAGAACAGUUGAAAUCAGUGAUAUUGGAUCUCCCUGGAUUGGUGUUUCUUUCGGACAGAAACAAAGGCUUGAUCAAGGCAGUACAUCAAGUGUUCCCUCAGGCCACUCAUGGGUAUUGUAUAUGGCAUCUGUCUCAAAAUGUUAAAGGCUACGUCCGUAACAACAGAGAGACAUGUGCAUUUAAGUUUAUGGAGUGCACACACGCUUAUACACAGGCUGAGUUCUUGGUCCUUUACUCCUUUAUGACGCUUUUGGCAGGAAAUAUCCUAGUGCAGCAGAGUAUCUUGACAAAAGUUGUGAACAAAAGAAAUGGGCUAGAUGUUACUUUGAAGGAGUUAGGAAAAAUUGCUGAAUGGUUUAAUAAGCACAGAAAAGAGGCAGCUGAAAUGCCACCCGCACUAAAGCUUGUGCAUAUUGUGGAGGAGGAAAUGUCUAAAAGAUGUGUUGAUGCAGGGUUUCUUCAGGUUGACGAGUUAAACAACUUCCAUCUCGAGUACAGUGUGCUUGGUAGUGACGGGAAGCGUUAUACCGUGGACAUGGCUAUGAACACGUGCACCUGUGAGCAAUUUGAUAAAGACAAAUAUCCAUGUGUUCAUGCAGUAGCUGCUGCCACAUUCAUGACUGAUAAAGCGGGAAGGGAACUCCAUCUAUCUGAGUAUUGUUCUAAGUACUAUUUGGUGGAGCAAUGGGCUUUGGCUUAUCACAGGACAAUAUAUCAUGUUCCUCAUAUGUCUGAUUGGGUUAUACCAGAAGAAAUUAGAGCAAAGAAAGUACUUCCUCCAGAAUUUGAAGUCAAGAAAGGAAAACCACAACAAACAAGGAAACCAUCAGCAGGAGAAGCUCGUGGAAGAGAAAAAAGAGGCAGAGGGAGUGGAAGAGGGAGAGCCACAAGCACAUGCACAUGCACAGGCAGAGCCAGAGGAAGAGGUAUGGCAGCGUAUUUUGAAUGUGGAAGUGGUUCAGGUUCAGGUGUUUGA